Messenger RNA from Leptomonas pyrrhocoris, 1331 nucleotides. RefSeq lists its product as hypothetical. Gene Ontology annotation, biological process: calcineurin-mediated signaling. The record is from RefSeq and is a predicted model, not a curated record. NCBI's taxonomy places the organism in Eukaryota, Euglenozoa, Kinetoplastea, Trypanosomatida, Trypanosomatidae. Gene Ontology annotation, cellular component: cytoplasm; calcineurin complex. The transcript has a single exon. Gene Ontology annotation, molecular function: calmodulin-dependent protein phosphatase activity; calmodulin binding. The coding region runs from base 51 to 1331 and encodes 426 amino acids.
GCAUUUGUUUCUUCACAGAAGGGGAACACGGCAGCUUGCGUUUGUGAGAUAUGGCGAAGCAACACAAAAAGCUCAGCGAAGCUGACCAGGAUUUGGUUGUGUGGAGGGCGGCAAAGCACGUGCGGGAUGGUACCGCCGUGGAGCUGCCUCGCGUGGUGCGAACCGUUGCGUCAGCCACGAAACUGUUGACAGAGCGGAAAAUCAAGCUGGUGGAGAGGGUAGGGGGAGACACGAUGAUAUUCGGACCUAUACGUGGGCACGCGUGCGAUUUUGCAAACAUACUGCUCAGCAAGGUCCUCCCCAACCAACACAUCAAGAACAUAAUUUUUCUAGGCAACUACAUCGAUGGCGCACACCAAUCUCUUGAGGUGCUCUUCCUCAUCGCGGCUCUUAUUGUGUGCUCUCGAUUCCACAUCAUACCCCUCAUUGGCAAGCACGAAAUGAUGUACCCCAUCCAGCCGGAGAACUUCGGCUCGCUGCGUAAUGAAAUGUUGCUCUGUUGCGCCCGCUCGCCGCAAACGUCGCUGGAGGACUGCGAGAACGUCAUGAAAGAGUUCUUUGCGGUGCUGCCGAUCGCCUGCGUUGUAGAGAACAAGUACUUCUGCGUCGCCGGUGGCCCCGCUUCUGGGUACAGGACGCUGGAGGAUAUGGAGGCGAAGCGUGUGACACAGGACUCACUGAAGGAGUUUGUGCUGAAUGAGCCGAUGGACGAGGACGAGGAACGCAUUGCGGACGGCAGCACGUUUGUGGCAUCGCAAAGCAACGAAUUGGCCUUCCGCUACACGUUUAACGCGGCGUGCAAUUUCUUGAGCCGCAACCGCCUUGGCAUGCUUAUUGUGGGCAUGGAGUACCACACUAGCAGGCCGGACUACGACAGCUUUGCCCGCCCCAACCACUACAAGGAAUCCAUCUACUUCCCCGGCUACAUGCUGGGCCGCAUUCACCCGGAGACGCAGGUGCCGGCGGUGCUGACGAUUUUUUCCGCGCCGUCCUUCUGCGGUGUAAAUCGCAACAACGCCUGUAUCGUCGAGAUCACCGACAAGCGUCUCGAAGUGCAAGAGUUGGGCGUGUACGCAAAGCGUCCGCUUGUCACACCGGGAACCCAGGAUCACGCCUUCAGCUGGGCACAACCAAUGCUGGAGCGCGCCGUGGUUGCCAUCGCACGUGAGAUCAUCUUCGGCGCCAUCAAGGAAGACGCACCUCCCGAGAGCGAUUCGCAUCACAAAAGACUGGAGGAGAUCGCUGUGUCGAAGAUGCGCCGGAUGUGCCAGCUUCUGCAGGCACACGAGCUUCCGCUGCCAGAAGUGCCGAAGCUGCCGCCCGACGAAUAA